AUGGAAGGACAGCCUGAUAAUAAAGUUGAGACUAUUGUGAUCGAAGAAGAAGAAAUUGAUUCGGAAGAUGAAACUAAGGAUGAAAAUUAUAUUAACCCAUAUAUAAAUGUGUCUAAAAUUUUGUUUGCAAUUGCUGAAAAGUUUCGAGAGAUUAACUCUCAAUAUUCAAAUAUAUCAAAGACUACGUUAGUAGAGCUUCAGAACCUUGACUCUAAACAUACAACUGUAUCCGAAAUUACGUCUACAGUUAUUAAGAUAAUUCUAGAAAAUUCAUCCGAAUUAUCAUCUGCCGAUAUAUCCCAAAUCAUUGAAGAGCUUUGUAAGCUUAAAGAAUUUCGAUAUGAAUUUAUGUCUGCAAUUGUUAAAGAGUCGCCAAAAAUUGUCAAUAAUCCAAGUGUAUUAUAUUAUCUUAUGUCCGAAAUUGUUGAAGAUCUUCCUGGACUUGCCAGCCAUCACCCGGAUUUAUUAUCCGAAUUUUUAAAAAAAUGUACUUACCUUAAGCUCCCACCAGAAUUAGAAAAAGCUUUAAAAGAGAAAAAAACUUUUAAAAAUUCUAAAAAGACGGAAACUUUUGAAUGUAUUAUGAAAUUUGGAACUGUUAAGAUUUUAGACACGUCUAUUCGACCAUCAAAAAAUAUAUUUGACCGAAUAUUUGGAAAGAGCAAACGUAGACCAAAAAACAAAAUAUUAUACGCCAUUGCCUGUAUUUUUGAGAGAUUAGCUACCCUUCGUUCGGUUGAAAUUUGUCAAUCACCAGUUUUUGAAGCAAUUAUCAUUCAGAGAAAGUCUUACCUCAUAGAUGGCUUAUAUUCUGGGAUGCUUCUUUAUCACUUUAUCUAUUUUACCCUCUUUGCUUUGGUGCUCUAUACAACAAAACACUUCGCCACCGGAAAUAGAAAUUUGAUGAUUGCAAGUUUAUUUUUUGGUUCACUUACAAUUGCUUAUUCAUUUUAUCAAAUUUAUUAUACGUAUAUUAGAUAUUUAUUAUUUCAUAAAAAGAAAUUUCGUCGCACAAUUGCUAAAUCAAUGGAUACAUUCAUCAUUCUUGCAUCAAAAUUUCUUCCACUUAUCACUGUAAUUCUAGAAUUUCAUAAUAAUUCUGCUCCUAUGGAGUUACGAGCACUUUCCGUCCUAUUCUUGUGGGCGUUUAUGGCUUUACAACUUCGUUACAUUAAGGAAGUUGGGAUUUUUAUUGCAAACUUGCCACCUGAUAAUAAUGAUAUUCCUAAUACAUUUAUAAAUUUUGGAAAAUCACUUAAAAAUGUUUGGUUAAUGCUUCAGGGUGACUAUAGUUCUCUGUCUCCAUGGACAGAUAAUCCCCUGUUGGACAUUCUCAGGAAUAUUUUCUCAUUUAUGACAAGCCUUAUAAUCUUGAAUAUUCUAAUCGCACUCAUGAAUAAUGCUUAUGAAAGAACGUAUAAGCAUGCACGUGCUGUAUGGGUUGCAUAUAUAGCAGAGAUAAUUGCAGACUUUGGAUUUUCUGCUAAUAGUAACGACACUCUCGAUAGUGUUUCAUACAUUGUUUAUGAGGAGUGGGUAGAAAUUAUUUCAAAUCCUGUUACUUUUGGAUAUCAAGAAGGACAAGUCGUUCAACAUGCCGACCUACCCGUAGUAAAGGAUGAAUUGUCAAUAGCAUUGAGAAUAAAAUUACAUCAUCAUGCAUCUGACUGGGCAUCCUCUUAUAAUGAAAAACAUACCGAAAAUUUCAUCUGUACACCAGGAUUAUGGUUUACAUCACAAAAAUCCGCAUUGUACGCUCGAUUCACAGGCAGCUGGAAUGCGGAUGUUGGGAUUAUGACGACUGAUGAACGUUUGUUGCAAAAAGGGUAUCAUAUAGCCUAUACACUUUCUGACCCCAAAAAAAGGUUAGAUAUUUACAUAAAUGGUGAAUUGGCUGGAUUCUUCUGCAUCCACGACGUUAAAAGGCAAAAUAUCCUCUUUAAUGACGGACCACUGUAUAUCGGAAAAUCUCCUUUUCAUGCUGGAUUUAAUGGCGAAAUCAGCAAUUUUCGUUAUUUCAAUUGGCAAUUAUCUGCUGAUGAAGUGAGUGAAGAUUUUGGAUAUUGCUGUGUAGGAAAUCCGAUUUGA
Molecule: messenger RNA, 2088 nt
Organism: Dentiscutata erythropus
Lineage: Eukaryota; Fungi; Glomeromycota; Glomeromycetes; Diversisporales; Gigasporaceae
Source: the annotation of a GenBank genome assembly